GCGAUAUCUAGUGCCCACAUGGCGGCUCAGUGUUUACUCCAGAUCUAAAACUCGGUACUUGCGUGGCGUAUACGAGCUGAAAACUUUGCUUUGUAGCUUGCAUGUUUUCACGAAGGCGCAAUUUGGCUGUUCAAGGCCGCCCAGAAACAACGGCACAAGUUUAGGCGCAGAUUGGUGCUGUGACGUCAGAGUUCCGCGCUGAAACUCGGCCGAGCCACCAUUGACAACCCUGAACUCGACAAUACACGCCCAGCAACAUGUCAGAAACAGGAGGUGAAGGAGUCCAGGACGACAGCGAGCCACCUCCUCAAGCACCGCCGGAACCUGGCGGGCAUCCUCCUGAGACCGGAGAGGGUGGAGGUGCCACUGAAGCCAAACGCCCCCGAAUGAGUGUGGAACACCAGGGAUCCGGUGGCACUGGAUCAUGUGACUAUCCACCAGAACAAGUCCUGGACCCCACACCACCAGGUGCAGAUAGUGAUGGUGUCAUUAAAUCUGAAUCGACACCAACUGUGACUGGUGAAGCAGUGGAGGGGGUGUGGCCUCAGAAUGGAGGCGAGGCAAAUGCACUGGAGGAAGCCAUUGAAGAAAAAGAAGAGGUGCAUGAUCUGGCUGAAGGAGAGGUUGAUCAACCGCAUGAGGUGGAGGACCAUGAGACAGCGGACAGUGUGGGUGAUAAGCAGAGCGUCGGCUUGGAUUUUGAGCAGAAUCCUCAAGUGCUGGCGACUGCCUGGACCGACUACUCCCAUGUUCCGGAGAACUACCUGAAAGGUUGCAAAUGGGCUCCAGAUGGUUCCUGCCUGCUGACUAACAGUGCAGACAACGUGCUGCGCCUCUUCAACCUCCCUCCGGAAAUCUACAGCUACAACUGGGACAUGAUUCCAGAGAUGAGUCCAGUCCUCAGGAUGGCAGAGGGAGAUACUGUCUAUGACUACUGUUGGUACCCCAAGAUGACCUCCUUGGAUGCCGACACUUGUUUUCUGGCCAGCAGCAGCCGGGACAACCCAGUCCACAUGUGGGAUGCCUUCUACGGGGAGGUUCGGGCCAGCUUCCGGCCGUACAACCACUUGGACGAGCUGACCGCCGCCCACUCCCUCUGCUUCUCUCCAGAUGGCUCACAGCUCUACUGUGGAUUUGACAAGAUGGUGCGGGUCUUUUACACUGACAGACCAGGUCGGGACUGCGAGGAGAGACCCACGACUGUUAAGAAGCAGGGCCAGAACGGAAUCAUCUCCUGCUUCAGCUUCAGUCCCUGUCAGUCAGUGUACGCUUGUGGCUCCUACUCCCGCUGUGCUGGACUCUACUCCUGCCAGGAUGGUACAAUGCUAGCCCUGCUGCCCACCCUCCACCAUGGGGGCAUCACCCACAUGCUCUUCUCCCCAGAUGGAAAUUACCUGUACACUGGGGGGCGGAAGGACUCUGAGAUCUUGUGCUGGGAUCUGAGGGAACCAGGAAAGGUCGUGUUUUCAAUGAAGAGAAACGUGGCGACAAACCAGCGUAUCUACUUCGACCUGGACGCGUCGGGGCGGUACCUUCUGAGUGGGGACACGGAGGGCGUGGUCUCAGUGUGGGACACUCACACAGCUCCACCUGAUGGCAGUGAAGAGCUGUUGCAGCCCAAGCUCAGGUUCCAGGGCCACUGGGAUUGCACCAACGGCCUCAGCAUUCACCCAUUCAUGCCUUUGUUGGCGACAUCCAGCGGCCAGCGACAAUUCCCCUCGCCGGGGGACAGCGAUUCAGAUGGAGAUGGGCCUGUGAUGUCAGCUCCGGUCUCUCGCCAGGACAACGCUCUGUGUGUGUGGUGGGCCGGACCACUUGCUGCAGCCCAGGAUCAAGACAAGGAGCUUGCUGCCGCAGAGGCCGAAGGCACUGGUGGACUGGCGAGCUAGCACACAGUUUACUGUUGAAUUUUAACUCCUCAGAGAGCAGAGCCUCAAAUGUUCUUGGUUUCUCCCGCUCUCCAUUUUUUCUUUUUGGUGUUGUGACUGUUGCCUUGGAGAUUUGCGGUGGAAAUGUGUUAUGUUUUAAGAAUCUCUUUUGUUUUUACUUUUUAUUUCACCUAAAGUUCUAUUUUUGUAAACUCUGAUGUCUUAACAUGUAUCUACAAAUGAAUUUCGCUAAAAAAAAGAACCAUUUCGAACCAUUUACAGAAGUGCCAAAUGUCAACUGUGAACUACAUCUGCAUUGUGAGAAGUUGGAAAAGGUUAUGUUAAAGAGUAUUUGACCAACAAAGCUGCGAAAAUGAUUGUAAGCUCUGGGAUACAAAAAAAAUGUUUUUAACUCCAGGAUUUUUUGUCUGCAGCAGUCUUUAUUUUCAACACUUGCUCUUUAUAAAUGUCUGCCUGUCUCUGUGUGGUGUGAAGUUAUGGGUCACAGCUCGACAAGCGAUGCCACCAUCAUGACCCUGUGGUGGUCUUUGAAAAAUUCAAU
Molecule: messenger RNA, 2430 nt
Organism: Synchiropus splendidus (mandarinfish)
Lineage: Eukaryota; Metazoa; Chordata; Actinopteri; Syngnathiformes; Callionymidae
Gene: wrap53
Product: WD repeat containing, antisense to TP53
Exons: 11
Coding region: 258-1889 (543 amino acids)
Biological process (GO): Cajal body organization
Cellular component (GO): Cajal body
Molecular function (GO): protein binding; RNA binding
Source: RefSeq, a predicted model, not a curated record